Molecule: messenger RNA, 1180 nt
Organism: Telopea speciosissima
Lineage: Eukaryota; Viridiplantae; Streptophyta; Magnoliopsida; Proteales; Proteaceae
Product: expansin-A16-like
Exons: 3
Coding region: 237-986 (249 amino acids)
Biological process (GO): plant-type cell wall organization
Cellular component (GO): extracellular region
Source: RefSeq, a predicted model, not a curated record
UAAAGGACUCUCAGAGCGAUUCUACCAAAUUUUCGGCAGAGAUUUCGAAUCCAUCUUGGGUUCAACUCAAAAGUUAAAAAAAGUUCAAGAUUAAUCUCAAAUUUUAUAAAAAUGAAGCUCUUUUUUCUUCCUCCCUGUCCCACUACACGAUCUACAAUACCCAUAGAGAAUAUAAGUUCAUGACCAUCCCAGUUUCAAUCUAUCUCCGUGGAUCCUCUCUCUCUCACUAGUCAUUAAUGGGUCUUUUCCAUGUCACAUUCCUCUGUCUUCUUUUGUCAAACAUUGGCGCAAUAGCUGCUAGGCAAAAGGAAUGGAAGUCUGCUACUGCAACUUACUCCAAAGAAACAAAUGGCUCCAUCAUCACACGUGCUUGUGGUUAUGGUGAUCUUCACAAGAAAAGUUAUGGGAAGUACAGUGCUGGACUAAGUAGCAUAUUAUUCAGCAGAGGGAGUUCCUGUGGGGGAUGCUUUGAGCUGAGAUGUGUUGACCACAUCCGCUGGUGCUUGCCUGGUAGCCCUUCUGUUAUCAUUACAGCAACAGAUUUUUGUCCACCAAAUUAUGGGCUUCCAUCAGACUAUGGUGGCUGGUGCAACUUCCCCCAAGAACACUUCGAGAUGUCUGAGGCAGCUUUUGCUGAAAUAGCAGUGAGAAAAGCUGAUAUUGUGCCAGUACAGUAUAGGAGGGUGAACUGCGAAAGGAAUGGAGGAUUGAGAUACACAGUCAGUGGGAGUUCCUACUAUUAUCAAGUCCUGAUCACCAAUGUUGGGUUGGAUGGUGAAGUGGUUGCGGUGAAAGUGAAAGGAUCGAAGACCGGUUGGAUUCCCAUGGCAAGGAACUGGGGCCAAAAUUGGCAAUGUAACAUUAACUUUGGAGGGCAGCCUCUAUCUUUCGAGGUGACAAGCAACAGUGGAAGAACAGUUACAUCCUACAAUGUAGCUCCAGCAAAUUGGCAAUUUGGUCAGACAUUUGAAGGGAAACAGUUCUAAGAGAACUGAGACACUUCAAACUACAAAUGGGGGGAAUUUGGGGGUUGGAAAGAAACUGUACAAUGAGAAAAGCUCAAAGCCAUAAGUUCAUUAGUACUUGGCCUAUUGUAGAUCCCGAAAUUUCGAUAGGCACAAUUACCUUAUCCAGAAAAGGAGAUAGAAAAAGAAAAAGAAAAAGCAAUGCCCAUAAUUUA